Zophobas morio is the source of this 2138-nucleotide messenger RNA. It is a transcript of the gene loqs, whose product is annotated as RISC-loading complex subunit tarbp2. Gene Ontology annotation, molecular function: double-stranded RNA binding; siRNA binding. Gene Ontology annotation, cellular component: RISC-loading complex; RISC complex; cytoplasm. Gene Ontology annotation, biological process: regulation of regulatory ncRNA processing; siRNA processing. The record is from RefSeq and is a predicted model, not a curated record. Lineage: Eukaryota; Metazoa; Arthropoda; Insecta; Coleoptera; Tenebrionidae. The transcript has 7 exons. The coding region runs from base 178 to 1329 and encodes 383 amino acids.
AUUCACCGCGCAUGUUCCAUUUUUGACAAUCCUGUCCAACGUCGCCAUUAAAGUGUUUAUCUCCGAUUACCUUAAUUUAAGUGUUUUUUACUGUAGUGUUUGUCCAACGCUUUGUGUAGGGCGAAAGGAAUGUAAUUUGUUCGUUUUCUUCACGGAAGCGGAAAUUAAGGGCCGAGGAUGUUUGUACACCCACCAGUUGAACAGCAGUUUCGGAUGGACCCAAAUAUGACGUUGCUGCAUUCAACGCCUCCACUACACCCUGUACAUCCGAGGAGGAAGAACAAUAGGAAUGCCUUGCACGGGAUGCAAGCUGAGCGGCUUUCGUUGAGCGAAGAAGCUAAAUUGGAAAUGGCGUCUCUGCCGACCAAAACUCCUGUUUCAGUCCUCCAAGAGUUACUAAGUAGACGAGGUGCAACGCCAAAAUACGAAUUAGUUCAAAUCGAAGGUGCUAUCCACGAGCCAAUUUUUAGAUAUCGGGUUUUCAUCAAUAACGACUUUGUGGCAACGGGAACUGGAAGGUCGAAAAAAGACGCGAAACAUGCGGCAGCGAAAAAUUUGUUGGACGUUUUGGUGGGGAAACAGAGCCCAGAACAGGCAAACGCUUCGAACGGAACCCCAGGAGCCAACGACAUAACGAAUCAAGUAGUUUCCCCCUUCGACGACAAAGUCAUGGGCAACCCCAUCGGAUGGCUGCAGGAGAUGUGUAUGUCUCGAAGAUGGCCGCCCCCAUCCUACGAAAUGGAACACGAAGAGGGCCUCCCCCACGAACGCCAGUUCACAAUAGCUUGCCAGGUACUGAAGUUCAAAGAAGUCGGCACCGGCAAAUCGAAAAAGCUAGCGAAGCGAAUGGCGGCCCACAAAAUGUGGCAGGCGUUGCAAGACAUGCCCUUAGAAGGCAACAACCUGCCACAGGGCUAUGACGACGACGAAGAGUUGGCUGCAAAAAUGUGUAACUUACAAGGACGCUACAGUGGCCUGAAAGAUAGUAAAAUACCGACCCUCACGAUGCAACACACCCACAAGGUGUCACAAUUUCACAAGGCGCUGAAGCAAUCCAACGGACCGAAACUGAAAGAGCUCCAGAGUACAGUUUUCAACAAAGACUUCAACUUCAUCCAGUUCCUGCAAGAGAUAGCCACCGAGCAGCAGUUUGAAGUCACCUAUGUGGAUAUCGAGGAAAAAGCUCUUUCGGGUAAAAGCCAGUGCUUGGUGCAGCUUUCCACGUUGCCGGUGGCCGUGUGUUACGGCGCGGGUGCCACCCCCAAAGAGGCCCAGUCGGCGGCGGCUCAGAAUGCGUUGGAAUAUCUAAAAAUCAUGAGCAAGAAGUGAGGAUAGAGGGCGCGCUGAUCGUUUACACUUCAAACAUCUGCAACUCGUUUUAAUUUAUUUGUCUGUACAUUGAUUAGGCUAAUCCAUGUUGAGAUGUUUUUAAGUGUAGUCGAAUCGAUUCAAAGUGUAUCAAGCGGCAUGUGCUUUCCCUACAUGCGUUAUGCUUUUCUUCUCCGUCGACGCCGUUUUUAGCCGCGAAGUCGCAGGUUGGCGUCGUUUAAUUUUAGGGACAUCAGAGCUGGGCCACUGUUAUUGGUUCGAAUUUUUCGACGAAAGUUUGGCGCAAUAGGAGUGGCCCCUGACGAGAAGGAUCGCACCUAAUUUUACAAGCUAUACUUUGCAUAGAAUUAGUGGUUUUUUUCGAGACUAUAUUAAUCUUCAUUUGUCGUGUAUUGAUAUGCAGAUGCACUCAAUCAAAUACGCGAAAACGACCAGUAAUAAGAUUGCUGGGAAAUGGUGUCUAUUGUUAAGAGUAGUGUUUAGGUAGCUUUAGCAUUACACUAUAUAGGCACUAGAGUUUAAACGAGUUUAUGUAAUGUUCAUACUCUGGAUGUAUCAUUGGGUGCCCCCAUGCGAUGUAAAUGUACAUACUUAUAUUGUGUAAAGGGAGCAUUUAUUUAAUGCAAAGUAUAGAGGUUGUACCCCUAUUAUUUUCCCCUAAUUAACAUAUAUGUCAAUAGAAGCUAUAAUAUUAAGAUGGUUACAUCUCGUCUAAACAAUUACCCUUUACUUUUUUUUUAUUAUGUUAAGUACAUCUUAAGUCAUAUUCAUAUUGAUGUGUAUGCUAAUUGAAUAUAAAUUAUAGCUUA